CAGCAAAACCAGAGCCCCCCUUCCUCCUCACUGGUGACCUUGACAACUACUACCCUACUUCCCCAUCCCAGUCUGAGAUUUAUUAGCACGGAGGCUCGAGUUGUCCAUGUGUGUUAUUUUUUUGCAGGAAAUCUUCUUCCUGGCCUAGAGUUGUAUGUGUUCUUAGGCUAGGAAAGCAGAUGUGUGUGAUCACAAAGAUGACAAGAUCCUUGCAUUUUUUCUAAUGAGGCAUCCGCUUAUGGAAAGCCGGCCAUUGAUGCAGAGGGAAAAAAGAUUCUUCUCCCGUUCUGUAUGGAAGUGAAUGCACAGAAAAGAGAAAGACGUGUGUUCAUGUCUCGCAUAAGGAUUGUGGAUGAUGGGCAACAUUCCAAAAAAAAGUGCAGUUUUCCUUUAAGAGAUGGGCUGACAAAAAGAGGAGGCACCGCUAUGUAGCACUACUGAAGAAGCAGAACCUUUGUUGGUCUCAUCAAUGGCUCCAGAGGAUGCUGGGGACUGUCGCCCUCCCCGGGAGAACUGUGCGGCACCAUGGAGAAAUCAGCCGGCCGAACGUGUGAGAAGCGGGGCGCCGUCUCUUCAAGUCUUGAUGAGCCUUCCUCGUCCUCCUCUCCCUCGGUUCUGGCAGCUGGAGUGUUCUCACACUCAGGCUGCUUCAUGACUGACAAGACAAUGGGUACACCAGUUGUCAUAGGGUUACGUGACUAAAAAUGAACAAUUACCACUUGACAGUCACAAUUACGAGUGCAUCUGAACGCCUCACAACCCAAGUUGAAAGGAGCAGAAAGGAGACAGAGCAUGAAGUUGUUCAUUGCUCUGUGUGGAUUAUAUGAACCAAUAAGGAGGGACUAACGCGAGUGUUUGCAAGUCACAGAAAAGGAGACGAAGAAGAGAAGUAGAAUCGCCAUUUCCGGUCAGCUGAAUACUCCAUGGGAGCCAUCCACUCGUAGUCAUAAAUGCGUUUGCUGCUAGUGGGCAGCAUGUUGAAGAUGUCAUCCGCACUGGAGUCUGCGUGCCCAGGCCCGGAGGCUGCCACCCCGCUAUCCGGCCACAGGUUGAGGGGAUGCGGGUCUUCCUCCGGACGAGCGCCUCUCUCGUCGUUUUCUUGGCUGCUCUGCUCCCCGUCCAUCUCGGCGCCCCCUCUUGAGUUCUUGUCCUUCAUCAGGUGCUCGCUGAUGUCGCUUACCGAGCACAGCAGCUCCUCGUCGGGCUCCAGCAUCAGGAAAUCGCCGUCGGUCGACCCGGGAGGCUCCAUGAAAGUACCCUGGAGUCCUGGGGACAGGAAGGACUGGGCAAGCAGUUUUCUUCCAUGAUGGAGCGAAACAGACGGCACAGCAGACUUGUCGGUGGUGCUUCUUGCAGAGAUGCUGCCAGUGUUAAGGGAACACCUGGGGAGAAACUUCCAGGAGUCCAGUGUGUACCCCGCCUCUCGCCUGAAGUCAGCUGGGAUAGGCUCCAGCAUACCCGCGCGACCCUAAUGAGGAUAAGCAGCACAGAAAAUGGAUGGAUGGAUGGAUUUAUCUUCAAAAACAUCAAGUGGAAAGCUCUGCCUGUGCGUCUGGAUGUGGUCACGGGUCCCGAGCGUCUUUCUGCAUUCGAGGAGUCGCAGGAACUGCGAGGGAAACUGCGGAUUCUGCAGGCUGACAGCACCGAGCUCGACACUCUUUUUACGGAGUUGUCUGCUCGUGUGGUCUCCAUUGACAGCGAGGACAAAGUGAUUUUUGUUACUUUCCAGACGUUUGAGGAAGUGUGGAAGUUCACGACAUAUUAUACACAUGGUCUGCUGGGUCACUGCAUGGAGAAUCUAUUGUUUGACCAAAAGUCAUGGCUAGAGAAAGAUCUAGCAAUGGAGGUUUCCAUCGAGGAGGACAUGCUUCACCUUGUCUACAUGUGCUUUCUAAUGCAAGAAGCAUCACUCUUUGCCAGCUGCACGGCCAACCAGAUGUUUGACAGCUCCACAUCUGCAGGAGACCUGUACCUGGAGCAAGGAGACAUAGCACUCUUUGAACCCCCCUUCCUGGGCUCAGGCUGGACUGUUCUUUGUUUGGCAGAUGGGGCCCGGGGCACUGCCCCAAAGCCUGCACUAGAACCUGUUCUACCCUUUCAUCAGUGGUUUCUCAAGUCUUGCGCAGAAAGCAUUUUGGUUGGGGACAGCAAACCUGCCUGUGACUUCCCUCUGCAGUUUGCGAGAGGCAUCUGUGUGGCCACUGUGCAGUAUGAUGCUGAAGGUCCAGACGAGCUAAGCUUGUUACCAGGCGAUCGCAUUAUCAUUGUGGGACGGCUGGCGUCCUGUCACAUCUGGUUCUUAGGCAUGAAGGAGGCAACGAGUCAAGUGGGCCUGGUGGGGACGGGCAGUGUUAAAGUGUCCGCUGACACAUACGAGUCAGCAGACAUCCUUCUCGACACAGAGGAAGCCACCUUGUUUAGGCUGCAAGAGGACAAGGUCAUUGAGCAAAGCACCACUUUGCUGAAGGACAAAUGUUGCAGUGAUAUCAGUCGCUACUACAAGCUAGAUGUGUUCACUUUCCAAGACUUGGAGAAGAAGCAGUCAAGAGUUUCGUCUGCCACACUUGAACCAGUCUUAAGGAAAAACACAAAGCAUAUUCUCGCCCAAGAAAAAGAUUCCUCCUCAGAGUGUGUCCUGGAGAGGAUCCAAAAGGAUGUAAAUGAGGCCGCUGAAGUCAAACUUCCUUUUUUCAUAGCAGCUGAAGAAGGACACAGAAACGUCACAAUGCUUGUGUCUUUUUUAGACGGACAAGACUGUAAAGACGAGUUCAGGGUCCUCUACAAACUCAGUCCUGAGCUCCUGUCUUCGUCUGUGUUCUGCGCUCACGAAGACGAGUCGAUUUCUUUCCUGGCCAUCGCCAGGGAAACCGCCAGGAAAAAGCGACUCUUGUGGCCGCAGACGCGUCUCUGCUUCCUAUUGGCCAAGCUUUGUGCAGGCAGGUCAAAGUUCAGCCAGGCCCGCGUGUACUUGGAGGAGGCGCUCUGCGUUCCUUGUGAAGCCUUCACUGACGUCAGGCUGCUGGCCAGCAUUUACUCCAACUUGGCUGGCAUUUAUCUUUUGCAGAAGAACACAGAGAGCUUCUUUGCUCGGGCAGAGCGACUUGCCGCCUUGCUGAUGGCAACUCCAGAUUGCUUGGAAUGUGUGGAGGACAGCUCUGUUCUUAAAUAUAUCCUCAAGAAAGCACUUCUGUCCCACAACAAAAUGGUGGAAGCCCGCGCUUGUUACCUCCUGGCCAUGCAUAACUGGACUCGUGCUGAGGGUGCCAAAGUGGUCCCAUACCUGGAAAGACUACUUGCACUUUGUGCUGGAGCACAGGGAAUGUCAAACAUCUCCCCUAGUGGAGGAUAUCUAACUCUCGGGAGGCUCUACAAGGAAAUGAGCCUCCCUAAUCUUAGUGUUAGCUCAGCCAGGAGAGCAUCCUUGCAUCCUGGUGUUACGCUGACUGAAAGCCUCAGCAGCAUGCUCCUCGUCUCCGACAAUGUCCAACGACUGCGUGAAACCCUGGAAAAGGACAUCUUCCCGGCUCUCAUGGCUCCCUAUUUACACCAGUGUCUUUCUUUGACCAGCAUACCAGAAGCAUGCCACCAGUUGAAGCACCAGCUUGCUGUGUGUCUCUCGCAGCUCUUUUAUCAGCAUAGAAUGGUCGGGCACGCCAUCCAACUCAUGCAGGCACUCAUCGACAAUCCCCCUCCGUGUCUCUCCAACUCGCUGGCGGAACAGAAGAGCGCCCUCAUCUGGCUGGCGUGGCUGCAUGUCCACGACCGUCAAGCGACCGUGGCACUGCACAUCUUGGACGAGGUCCUCACCGCCCUCCCAGAGCAUUGCACCACACCACUGGAAGGGCUGGUCCUCAACAUGCGUGGUGUGGCUCUGCGCUGCAUGGGAGACCUCCGGAGGGCAGCAGAGAGCUACCAGGCUGCCAUGGACAUCUGCCAGGAGUACGAAGACAUGGCAAACUGGGCUGUAGCUCAGGCCAAUAUUGGGCUGCUGUGUCUUAAGGCGGGCGCUAAAGGACUCGCGCAGAGGCACCUAAUGGAGGCUGUGCAGCUUUUCUCCGAGCUGGAUGAAGGAGGUCACGAGACCACCUUCAUCACCGUGCUGCUGGAACUGGGACGACACUACGUGAACCAGCAGCAAACGCAUUAUGGAAAAGGAUGCUACGAGUGGGCUCUGCUGCUGGCCAUGCAUGCCAACCUCUCACAGUGCCAGCUGAGUGCCACCAGAUGUCUGUGCCACCUGUAUGAACGUGAGCGCUCUGAGCAGGCCCGGUGCAUCAUCUACAGCCAGUACCAGGUCAGGCUACUUCAAGGCACGCGAGAGCGGGCACAGGAGGGGGACACCCUGGAAGCAGUCAGCCAGCUCUACCUCUCUCUGGCCACUCACAGGGCGUAUCGCGCAGCUCUGGACUACACAAAGAGCAGCCUGGCUAUUUUCAUUGACCUGGGCUGCAGGGAGAAGGAGGCGUACGGCUGGCUGCAGGCCGGGAAGAUCUACCACCUCCUGGGCCAGACCGAGCUUGUGGAACUUUACCUGCAGGUGGCUCAGGACGUGGCUCUGAGCACAGGAGACACCAAGUUCAUCCUGAAAGUGCUGGAAGCUGCAGGAGACCUUUUCUUCAACAGCAGCCUGGAAAGAGACAAAGCUGUUGUCUACUACAGGGAUCGCGCUCUGCCCAUUGCGGUGAGGUGCGGCAGCGUGGCCAGCAGGCUGAGGUUGUGCAACAAGCUGACUGAAGUCAUGCUCGGCCUCAAACUCUACGGAGAAGCUGUGGAGUUUGCUCACACCGUGCUGGACAUCAGCAUCACGCUAGGCGAUCGUCUGAACGAGCGCGUGGCCUACCAUCGUCUGGCCCGUUUGUACCAGUGUUUGGGUCAGUGCGAGCUGGCGGAACACUACUACCUGAAGACACUCAGCUUGUGUCCAGCACCUCUGCAGUUUGAUGAGGAAGCUCUCUACUAUGCCAGGGUCUACCACACCUUGGGGGACAUCCUCUUCUACAAUCUAAAGGAGCCCUUUGACGCUGCAGGCUACUACCACUUGGCGCUGGCGGCCGCCAUGGACGUGGGCAACAAGCAAUGCCAGCUAACGCUGUGCACCCGCCUAGCCACCAUCUACCACAACUUCCUCAUGGACCGCGAGCUCUCACUCUAUUUUUACAAGAAAGCCCGAGGACUUGCAUCGGAGCUGAAUGUGAGGAGGAUAAACAUCUUGGCUGAACACAAGUAUGUCACAGCCGUGGACUGCAGCAUUUAACACCUUCAUUUAAUGCUGGACAGUGAAAGGCUCCUGUUUGGCCAUUUUAUCAACACUGCAAUCAUACCACACCAAGCAAAUCAUUUGAUCGGGCACACAUGUUUUAAUUUCUUAUUGGGAACCCCAGAAUGAACGUUUUGCUGUCAAUGUAAUGUACUUUUGAUCAAACUAAACAAUAAAUAUAAGUACUAAUUUUGCUGCUGCUCCAUCACUGUUAUAGACCACUGAUGUAGUUGAUCAGAGGUCUCCACGGCAGAGUACAUUGGUCUGCAAUGCCAGUGUUGAGCCACAGAGGGGCAGUGUAGUCUUCUUUCUUCUUUGCCAUCCCACGCAAGAACAAGCAGUAUGGAUGACGGGUGCUAAUCAUAACACAACACUUGAGGAGCGCUUCAGGAACUAAUAUGCCAUUUUCUUUGCACACUUGUAAAGAUGCUCCCUCUGCAGUCCACGUGACUGAAGAACUACAGUAAAGAUUUAUAAGAAAAAGACCGCAAAUUGGGUUAGAAUGGGAGCUAAAAAUACCAGCAUGGUUGUGACAUAUUGAGAGCAUUGACUUAUUUUAGUGCCUCGCUGUAUAUUUAGUUGCUUUAUGUUUUUUCAAGCAGCUUGCCUCCUUGUCAGCUGUCCUUUUUAGCUGUGACAGAGGAACCAAAGAGCUUUACUUUGGCCUUGGCGGAGGUAUGCAGUCUAAAGAUUGUAUGCUCACUUGCUCUAGCAUUGAUGGGUCUCUAAAAUGGAUCAUUUGUGUGACCCAUUGAUUCCAUCACCAUCAAUCAGUCACACAGACUUUUCUUAAGGGGACAUGACUGCACGGUAUCUUGAGACUGUUGUGAUAUGCUACGAUGCCUUACUUCCUGGGCAUCUGGGCCUCAAUGACAACAUCUCUAAGCAAUUGCGAUUCAUGACCAUGCUGUAGUCCAUGACGAUACAUUCAGACCUCUUUGAAUAUGUCAUGUCAUGUGUAGGACGCCACCGCGGUGUCAGCCUGACGGAGCGAAUUAACCAGGAGAUAUGGGAGGUAGUGGGGCGACUGAUGCAGGAAGAGGGACAGCGGAGAUUGAUGUGUUAUGCCCAGUCAGUGUUGAUGCAGUAGCAAUUAGAUAAUAGGUCUGGAUCAGCAGAACACAGCCUCAGCCACACUACACUAUUAGUAGGAGAGUAGGCUGACAUCAACAUGCCAGCUAUAGCACAUAUAUACAGUGGUGUGAAAAAGUGUUUGCCCCCUCCCUGAUUUCUUAAUUUUUUGCACGUUUGUCACGCUUAAAUGUUUCAGAUCAUCAAACAAAUUUAAGUGUUGGUCAAUGACAACACAACUGAACACAAAAUGCAGUUUUUAAAUUAAGCUUUUCAUUAUUAAGGGAAAAUACUCUGUAGUCUGACGAGACAAAUGUUGAACUUUUUGGAAGUUGUGUGUCCCAUUACAUUUGGCGUACAAGUAACGUCACAUUUCAGAAAAAGAUCAUACCAAAAGUCAAAUAUGGUGGUAAAUGGAACCAUGAAUCCUGCUGUCUACCAAAAAAUCCUGAAGGAGAAUGUCUGGCCAUCUGUUCGUGUCCUCAAGCUGAAACCAACUUGGGUUCUGCAGCAGGACAAUGAUCCAAAACACACCAGCAAGUCCACCUCUGAGUGGCUGAAUAAAAACAAAAUGAAGACUUUGGAGUGGCCUAGUCAAAGUCCUGACCCGAAUCCUAUUGAGAUGCUGUGGCAUGACCUUUAAAAAGGCGGUUCAAGCAUGAAAACCCUCCAAUGUGGCUGAAUUACAACAAUUCUCCAAAGAUGAAUGGGCCAAAAUUCCUCCACAGCGCUCUGAAACUUACUGCAAGUUCUUGCAAACACUUGAUUGCAGUUGUUGCUGCUAAGGGUGGCCCAACCAGUUAUUAGGUUUAGGGGGCAAUCACUUUUUCACACAGGGGCAUGUAGGUUUGGAUUUUUUUUCUCUCUUAAUAAUAAAAUGUUUCAUUUAAAAACUGCAUUUUGUGUUCAGUUGUGUUGCCAUUGACUAAUAUUUAAAUUUGUUGGUUCUGAAACAUUUAAGUGUGACAAACAUGCAAAAGAAUAGGAAAUCAGG
Dunckerocampus dactyliophorus (ringed pipefish) is the source of this 7322-nucleotide messenger RNA. RefSeq names its product SH3 domain and tetratricopeptide repeat-containing protein 1. The transcript is spliced from 29 exons. The record is from RefSeq and is a predicted model, not a curated record. Gene Ontology annotation, molecular function: protein binding. Bases 1304 to 5254 code for a protein of 1316 amino acids. Lineage: Eukaryota; Metazoa; Chordata; Actinopteri; Syngnathiformes; Syngnathidae.